Molecule: messenger RNA, 4388 nt
Organism: Alosa alosa (allis shad)
Lineage: Eukaryota; Metazoa; Chordata; Actinopteri; Clupeiformes; Clupeidae
Gene: rapgef3
Product: Rap guanine nucleotide exchange factor (GEF) 3
Exons: 26
Coding region: 632-3106 (824 amino acids)
Biological process (GO): positive regulation of GTPase activity; Ras protein signal transduction
Cellular component (GO): plasma membrane
Molecular function (GO): guanyl-nucleotide exchange factor activity
Source: RefSeq, a predicted model, not a curated record
CACACACACACACACACACACACACCCUACCCAACCCUACCCCUUGUUGUGUGGCUUAUCCCCAUUUCUUAGAGCUGCCCAUCACAAAGCCGUACACCUCCUGAACUGAACUCUAUAGCCUAGAGGACCAGACUUCACGCUAAAAUGAACUCCAUUUAGUUUUCAUUGAAUCAAGAGCUCUCCUGCUGUGGUGCUGCAAAACGUAUUCUCAGCACAGUAAUAAUCCCCACAACAUUAACUGUAGUUAUUUUCCGAUGACCUUCAGAUGUACAAUUGUGUUUAGUUAAAUGCCUUGGCUUUCAAAUGCCUUUUCCCUUCAACUCAAAGCCAGACAGUCCUGGAGUAGACAUAGGCCCUUGAGUGUUGUGUUGUGUUUUGUUGUGUUUUGUUCGUCUGUUCCAGGAGCCAGCUGAGGUAUUUUGGACUCUCUUGGCUAACGGGGGAAACUGCUGUAGCGGCGGCGUGUUCCGGAAGGCUGGCCGACCUUAUCAGCUCUGUGCUUUCCUGUGAUUUUGUAGCAGCAAAGCUGCAGCCACUUUCAGAGACGCGAUCUGUAUGGUUGCCAAGGUGACGCAAGAACAGGAGGCAGGAGGCAACUUGUAGUGGUUUUCAGUUUCUAUCAGAGAGGAUCAUGAAAGCUGCUAAAGCUGUGUACAGUGCACUAAUUGAACGCAAUCCAGGUUUGAUCAGGGAUCGAAAGCAUCACUUAAAAACAUACAGGCAGUGCUGUAGCGGGAAGGAGUUGGUUGAUUGGCUGAUUAAGUUACAAGACUGCUCCCAGUUACGAAGCCAGGCGGUUGGCAUGUGGCAAGUCCUGGUGGACGAAGGCAUCCUAAUUCAUGUGAAGCAAGAGCUGAACUUUCAGGACAGAGACACUCAGUUCUACCGCUUCAUUGACAUGGAGUUUGACGUCGGCCAGUCAGGGGAUGAGAAGGACUCCCGGGAGGAGGAGCUUCAGGAGAGCCUCUCCCUAUUGGUCCAGAUGGGCCCUGACGCUCUCCUCACAAUGAUUCUGCGCAAACCGCCAAACCAGAGGAGUGCGGAGGAUCUGGAGGUGAUUUAUGAGGAGUUGAUGCACAUCAAGGCCGCGGCCCACCUCUCCACCUCAGUGCGGAAGGAGUUGGCGGCUGUGUUGGCAUUCGAAUCUCACACCAAAGCGGGCACAGUCUUGUUCAGCCAGGGUGACAAAGGGACUUCCUGGUACAUCAUCUGGAAGGGCUCUGUUAAUGUCAUCACGCACGGCAAGGGUCUGGUGACCACACUGCAUGAGGGAGAGGACUUUGGGCAGUUGGCCCUGCUCAAUGAUGCACCCCGAGCUGCCACAAUCAUUAUGCGUGAAGACAACUGCCACUUUCUCAGAGUGGACAAGCAAGACUUCAUACGCAUCGUCAAAGAUGUGGAGGCCAACACUGUGCGUCUGGAAGAACAUGGGAAAGCCGUCCUGGUGCUUGAAAAAAGCUCUGAACAGGAGUCGGCCAAUCAGGGAGGAGCAGCAAGCAGCAGCAAGUACACGGUGAUGUCAGGAACUCCAGAGAAGAUUCUGGAACAUUUGCUUGACACAAUUAAGCUAGACACAAACGGGAGUGACCAAAUAGAUGCGUCUGUAAGUGACUUCCUGCUCACCCACCAGGUCUUCAUGCCCUCAGGACAGCUGUGCACUGCCCUGCUGAACCAUUACCACGCUGAGCCGUCGGAGGGCUCGGAGCUGGAGAAGGCAGCCUAUGCCCUGAACACCAAGCAGAAGAUCGUCAAGCUGGUCGUCCAGUGGGUCUCCUUAUAUGGGCUAUCGCUGAAGGACAACCCUCCAGUGGUGGACUUCCUGGAGCAGAGCCUGCGGAAGGAGGUGCUGGGGGACUCGCGCCUCUACGCGCUGCUCAGGGAACAGCUCAAGGAGAGGAGGAAGAAAAUGCUGGACAAUGGCCAUCAGCCUUCGCUUAAGCAACACAAUGAACUUGACUGGUUCCUUGGCUACGACAACCCAGCGGGAAAAUGCCAGCCCAUCAAGGUCAAUGACAAAGUCUUGCAUGAAGUCUUCCGGCCUGACCACACGUUUGUGUGCCUGAUGCUGCCCGUGAACUCGUCUGUGCUGGACAUCGUGGAGGCCAUGACCAGUUCAAGUGGAGAUUACGUACUUGUCAAAAUGAACUCUUCAGGAGAUAGGGAGGAGCUCAAGCUGGAGGCCCGGGCUGUGUCCACCUCUCUGGGCCUGAACGAGAGACUGUUCCUCUGCUCAGCCAACCAGGUGGACGAGCUGACACCCCUAAGGGAGCAGCUGGGCCCGGAGCUGAACACUAUGGAGCCGUUGGAGCAGAUGUGCUCUAAGGACAUUGCUGUCCAACUCAACAGCUACGACUGGGAGCUGUUCAGCACCAUGCAUGAGACGGAGCUGCUCUACUACGUGUUCGGGAGGGAGAAAUUCCCCAACACCACCACAGCCAACCUGGAGCGCUUCAUGUGUCGCUUCAACGAGGUGCAGUUCUGGGUGGUGACAGAGCUGUGCCUGUGUGUGGACCAGGCCAAGCGGGCCACUCUGCUCAAGAAGUUCAUCAAGAUUGCCAUCGUCCUGAAGGAACAAAAGAAUCUCAACUCGUUUUAUGCUGUGAUGUUUGGCCUGACCAACAGUGCGGUCACCCGUCUCUACAAGACCUGGGAGAGGGUACCAAACAAGACGAGGAGGAUCUUCACUACAUACGAGAGAAUGCUGGAUCCUGCCAGGAACCACCGCGCGUACCGGCUAGCAGUGGCCAAGCUGAGCUCUCCUUAUAUCCCCUUUAUGCCUCUCAUAUUGAAAGACAUGACGUUCAUCCACGAGGGAAAUAAGAACUACACCAGCACUCUGGUCAACUUUGAGAAGAUGCGCAUGAUCGCCAGGACCAUGAAAAUAGUGACCGACUGCAGGGACCAACCUUACUCAGUUCCAUCAUCACCACAGAAGGGUCUGACGGAGCGGAUGUUCCUGGACACUCCAGCCAUUCGUCUGUCCACCUAUUCUGACCAGUCACUCACCUUGCGCAGCUCCAGCAAUGUCCGUUACUACGUCCAGAACCUCAAAGUCAUCGACAACCAGAGGAAGCUGACGCAGAUGUCCAGGGACAUCGAGCGCUAACCAACCAGAAGACACUAACGCAGAUGUCCAGGGACAUCGAACGCUGACAUUCCAUGACAACAAAUCAAAAGCACAGGGCAGACUGUCCUGUAUCAUCACCAUAGAGGCCAAUCAGUGCUGUCCUGUAUCAUCACCAUAGAGGCCCAUCAGUGCUGUCCUGUAUCAUCACCAUAGAGGCCCAUCAGUGCUGUCCUGCUCCACUGGAUCAAGCUAAUUACAGCAUCGUACAGCCAUAGAACUCGUUAAAGGGAUUGUUCACGCCUCCCAAAUGAACCCGCCACUAUCUCCACAACCUCCAGACAGUGCUCACUCAUACAUGAUUUGCUUGUCAGUUCUAAAUGAGAUAUGCGAUUGACACAUGAUUGGAAAGAAUAGGCAGUUCACUUCAAUGAUAAAGAAAAGAACAACUUUUUGAAAAGAACAUUGCUAUUUAACUGUAUAAGUUCAUAUGGGGUUUAAGUGAUAUAAUGUGUGCACCAGAUGUAGGUCAGCUGUAGGUGUCUGAGCUUUCCCACCACUGCCUGGCCUACAGCUCCCUCUAGAGGCCAUAAAGAGGGGACCACUGAUCACUGAUGCCUGGCCUACAGCUCCCUCUAGUGGCUGUAUAGAGGGACCACUGAUGCCUACAGCUCCCUCUAGUGGCCGUAUAGAGGGACCACUGAUCACUGAUGCCUACAGCUCCCUCUAGUGGCCGUAUAGAGGGGCCACUGACCUACAGCUCCCUCUAGUAGCCGUAUAGAGGGACCACUGACCUACAGCUCCCUCUAGUGGCCAUAUAGAGGGACCACUGAUGCCUGACCUACAGCUCCCUCUAGAGGCCGUAUAGAGGGGCCACUGACCUACAGCUCCCUCUAGAGGACGUAUAGAGGGGCCACUGAUGCCUGACCUACAGCUCCCUGUAGAGGCCGUAUAGAGGGACCACUGACCUACAGCUCCCUCUAGAGGACGUAUAGAGGCAAACGUAAGCAUGCGCAGCAUGCGAGAAUUUCACGCUAAUGUAGACAGGCUGCUGAAAAUGCUAGUUGUGGCCGCUGAAGGUAUUUAUAUUAUCAUGCUUCGCUUAGAGGCCAUUCAGCUGGAGGCCACUGUGUGCGCCAUUUAGAGUCUGAAGGUUGCGACGCCUAUAGUAACCAAGGACUUGUGGUCAUUUUGGAGAGGAUGGAAACUAUCAACACAGAGCACAAUCAGUUUUGUAGUUUUUACAGUCAAAUGUUUGAGAAACAUAUUUCAUAUUAAAUGUAUCAGAAGUUUUAUUUUUUCCUAAAUAAAUAAUUUAAAACAA